Messenger RNA from Leptopilina boulardi, 1837 nucleotides. It is a transcript of the gene parvin, whose product is annotated as beta-parvin. The coding region runs from base 251 to 1348 and encodes 365 amino acids. Gene Ontology annotation, cellular component: actin cytoskeleton; cytoplasm; focal adhesion. Lineage: Eukaryota; Metazoa; Arthropoda; Insecta; Hymenoptera; Figitidae. Gene Ontology annotation, biological process: cell projection assembly; substrate adhesion-dependent cell spreading; establishment or maintenance of cell polarity. The transcript has 5 exons. The record is from RefSeq and is a predicted model, not a curated record. Gene Ontology annotation, molecular function: actin binding.
GUAACAAUUGAUUUUUCAAAUGUCAACAAGAAAAAGUUAGUUUAUUAUUUAAAAAAGAAACGUUUUAAAUAUGAAGAAAUUAUUUUCUUAUACGACAAAAUUGGUUUAUUGAAAGAUAUGAAAAAUUAUAAUUUUUAUAAAGUUGCAAAACUGUCUUAACCUAAAAUGUGUUUAUUCUCGACGAUGACGUUCAUUCAAUGUCUGUGUUGAUGAUGACAUUCCUUCAUUUCCCAUACAAAUAAAAAUAAUCAUGGCUUCUCCUCGUCCAAAAUCACCUCGUCCACCUAUUUCGGCAAAAAAAGAUGAAAAAGAAGAAAGUUUUUGGGAUAAAAUUGGCACACUUGGUCGCAAGAAACGUAUCAAAGAAGUUCAAGAGGUACAGGAAGAGGGAAAAUAUGCCAUCGAUUCACCAGGAUGUGCAGCAAAUCCUGAAUUACCACCUGAAGAAUAUAAUCUUGAAGAAAAUGAAGAACGUUCAAUGAUUGAACCAAAAUCAUUAGAAGAUUCAAAAGUACUUGAACUCGUUACAAUUUUAAUUGAUUGGAUUAACGAUGAAUUAGCUAAUCAGAGAAUUAUUGUGAAAAAUAUUGCUGAAGAUUUAUAUGAUGGUCAAGUUCUUCAAAAACUUUUAGAAAAAUUAACGGGACGAAAACUUGAUGUGCCGGAAGUAACACAAUCCGAGGAGGGUCAAAAGCAAAAAUUGGAAGUUGUACUUCACGCUGCUAAUCAUGUUCUGGGACGUUAUCCACCAUAUAAAUGGAGCGUUGAGUCUGUGCAUUCCAAGAAUAUUGUCUCUAUUUUACAUUUGUUGGUUGGAUUAGCACGACAAUUUCGAGCGCCUAUUAGACUACCGGAACGAGUUGUUGUUUAUGUUGUUGUUGUAAAAAAGAAGGAUGGACAAUUAACUCAUAGAACCGUGAAAGAAGAGAUUACGUCCACAUACGACGAUGUGGGAAUGCGUUGCGAGAGAGAUGCUUUUGAUACUUUAUUCGAUCAGGCUCCAGAAAAAUUGGCCGUUGUUAAAAGGUCUUUAGUAACAUUUGUAAAUAAACAUCUAAGUAAAGUUCAUUUAGAAGUAACAGACUUGGAUUCUCAAUUUCAUGACGGAGUAUUUCUCACUUUACUAUUAGGACUUCUUGAAGGAUUUUUCGUACCCCUGGGAAGUUUUCAUUUGACUCCAAAGAAUCAUGAUCAAAAAGUUCACAAUGUUGCGUUUGCCUUUGAGCUCAUGCAGGAUAUUGGUUUACCGAAACCAAAAGCAAGACCAGAAGAUGUGGUCAAUUUAGAUUUGAAAUCAACUCUUCGUGUUCUUUACAAUUUAUUUACAAGAUAUAAAGGAAUCAAUUGAAAGAAGUCUGAGUUAUAUCGAGAAGAAAUAUACUAAUAUUACUAAUUUAAAAAAAAAAAACGUUUUAACGCAAGAUAAUGAAAACUGCCAUGUUUGUAAUAUUUUAAAAAUCUACGAAGGGCCAAUUAUUUGCCAAAACAGUAUCCUUUAUUUAAAAUAAUUUUUAAUUGAAAAAAUAAUGGCCUGGAAUAUUCGUUUAACACAACUACUUUUAUUAACCGCAAGUGUCUUAUAACAGGAAUUGUCAAUGAUUAUAGAUUUUUAAAUUACAACUUUAAUAAUGUUUUAAUGAAUAUAAAACUUUUUUAAUGGAAUUUUAUAAAACUUUUUAAUGAACUUUUAAUGAAUUUGAUAAAUUUUAAUGUCAGCUCUAUAAUCGAAUUGUUUUUAUUAAUAUAGUUGAAAUUUUAUAGAAUUAACAAAUUUACAUGUAGACAUGUACAAAUAUACUCAUAUACUUGUAUUUAUUUUAUAGAAUAGAAUAUAUAU